Molecule: messenger RNA, 1536 nt
Organism: Teleopsis dalmanni
Lineage: Eukaryota; Metazoa; Arthropoda; Insecta; Diptera; Diopsidae
Product: sodium/bile acid cotransporter-like
Exons: 2
Coding region: 17-1390 (457 amino acids)
Cellular component (GO): membrane
Source: RefSeq, a predicted model, not a curated record
UAGCAAUUGUGUCAACAUGAAAGUAGACGUCAAUUUUUAUAAACGGAAUAUUUUAAGUAGCCUAACGUUUGUAUGGCUAUUGACUAAUCAAAUCAACAGGAUAAAAGCAGAAUAUGGCAAAGUCGCAGGAGAUUGGCAGGUUAUAUAUGGUCAACAGGAGAUGUGUAUGCUAAGCAAUAGCUUACGGGAAGUCAGUUUGAGUAUUACAAAUGUUGACCUCACAGACAAUGUGGACUUUUACUUUAAAGUGAACAUUGAAAAUACAAAAUUGGCUAAAUGUGAUGCUCGCAUACAGAAAAGUGAAUUAGAACGAUUGGAAUCGAGUUCAAAUUUGGCUGCAUGGCAUGGGGUAGUGCAAGUACAAGGGUUUUAUUUCGGUUAUACGCAUUUAUAUGUUACCUUACAUCCAGUAGUUGGACUGGUGGAGUUUGCUACAAACAAAUUGAAUAUCACAUUGGUGCGAGAACACAAUAUUGAUAAUAAAAUUUUUACUUACUCCGCGGCUGCUGUUGUGCUUUUAAUGUUUGUUAAUUUGGGAACUGCACUGGACUUGCAACGCUUUAAGUCUAUAGUAUUUAAACCAAUUGGGCCUCUCGUUGGUAUUGCUACAAGAUAUAUUAUAAUGCCAGCACUUGGUCUGGGCUUGGGAUUUUUACUCUUUAAGCAGUAUGAAGAAUUGCAGUUGGCACUUUUCUUUACCGCCCUAUCGCCAAGUGGUGGCUUGGCCAACAUUUGCACUGUAUUCCUGAAAGGGAAUCUUAAUUUAUCAGUUGUAACUACAACUGUAAAUACGCUUUUAGCACUUGCUAUGUUUCCUUUCUGGAUUCUAUUAUUAGCCAGUGUGAUCCACAAUAACACAAAUAUGGCAGUACCAUUCAUGGAUUUGGCUGUUAGCUCAAUUGGACUUAUUUUGGCCUUAAUGUUGGGAGUUGUACUCCGAAUUUGUAUUCCAAAGACGACGAAAUUUGUAUUUAGAUUUUUGAAACCCGUAUCAGUUUUACUAAGUUUGUGCCUUGUUGGAUUGACGGUAGCUUUGAAUGCUUUCAUUUUCAAAGAACUUACGUUUAUGAUUUUUCUAGCUGGCACUCUAUUACCUCUAAUCGGUUAUGUAUUAUCUUAUGGUUUAUCGAAAGUAUUUUGCCGCUCUACGACAGAUUCCUUAACCAUUGGUAUUGAGACGAGUGUUUUGAAUAUGACAAUUCCUAUAUUACUCUUGCAACAUAGUUUGGAAGAACCCAAAUCUGAUAUGGCUAUUGUGGUGCCAAUAAUUACUGCUCUAAUAUCGAUAGGAUUAGCUCUAAUAUUCUAUAUUGUGCGUCGUAUUUUAGGAUGGAAUACUAAAUUGGAUGCAGAUGCAUUUGAUGAAAAUGAGCUUUUAAUUGUAGAUUAAAUAAAACAUUUUAUUUUUAUUUAAUUUAAAUGUGAUAUAUAGAAUAAGAUAUACGAACGAUAAUUAUAUAUAUACGAACGAUGAUUGAAUGUUAUAGACUUUUAAGACUUAUAUUAUAUUUAAGUAAAAAAAUUAAAGUUGAAAAC